Spirodela intermedia is the source of this 3345-nucleotide messenger RNA. The record is from the annotation of a GenBank genome assembly. Lineage: Eukaryota; Viridiplantae; Streptophyta; Magnoliopsida; Alismatales; Araceae.
AUGGGGAAGCCGAGCCCCCGUUCUCACCAGGUUCAUCGGAGGCGGCGAGUUCUUCCCCUCUUCAUUGUCGUCUCCCUGGCCGCCUUGCUGCUGUACUCGUACUGCAACUCUCUCCUUCCUUUCUCGUCGCUGGCGGAGUCUAGUUCCAGGCUGAUCAGUGUUCACCGGGAACCUGGUGUUCUGUCGGUAAACUUCACCUUCACGGUCAAGGUGCUCGCCUUCGACCGAAUCGAGUCCCUCCGGCGGUGCCUCCGGUCGCUUUCAGGUGCUGACUAUGGCGGCGACCGGGUGAAUCUCCAUGUUUUCGUGGACCAUUUCAGGACAGUGGCCCCGGGAAACGACUCCGAUCUGUUGGAUCAUAUGCUCCAGGAAGCGCGCAGGAUUUUGCAGUUUGUCGAUGGGUUCAGUUGGCAGUACGGCGAGAAGAUCCUGCACUACCGCACCUCGAACGCCGGCCUGCAGACGCAGUGGCUGGAGGCGUGGUGGCCUGGAUCCGACGACGAGUUUGCAUUCGUUGUGGAGGAUGAUUUGGAGGUAUCACCGCUUUACUACAAAUUCUUGAAACGUCUGAUCAUCAAUUAUUACUACGACUCUUCGAACUUCAGCCCUUCAAUUUAUGGGGCAUCGCUGCAGCGGCCGAGGUUCGUCCCUGGUAAGUAUUCUUAAUUUGACUCUGACUUUUUUUCUCUACAGUAAUCGACAUAUAGGACCAUUCUUGUGCACUCGUAAUCAUAGUUUUCUGUUUUAUUUUUUCCGUGGAACAUGAAGACGACAUGAAUCAUAGUAUUUCAGUUUCAAAUAGUGUUUUUUCUCCUCGGAGCUAAUUCCGAAUUAGGGAAAUUCGUGGACCCAGUAUGCUAGUGAACUUCUGUCCCAGAAUUGCAGAAUUAAAACUAGGCGCAUACUUCCUCUGCAUUUCCAAUUUAUAUGAUCAUUUGCUCCAUCACCCUGUUGUGAGAUGACUUCUGUAAUUUGUAAAGUUUAUCAUAGUCCUAAGAUACCUUGUUUACAUUUUACUGACUCAGAAUGAUGGACUAAAGCGAAUGUUUCUCGGAUGUCAGCUUGUUACUUUUUUUGGCUAAAGUAAUGAUGGCUGGAAUAAUGACACAUUUAGAUUUUGUUUAUUGCUUUUAAAAUGGUUUUUUUGAGGAAAACUAGGUUGAAACGGCUCAAAUCAGCCCACUCCUGUAUGAAAGAGAUCCUGAUGCUUUAGUGAUGUACUUUUGACGAAUGCAGCUGCAUUGAUUAACAGUGUCUAGAAAUAAUGUUUAGGUGGACUAAGGUUAUCACCAUAAACGAUAUAGUUGAAUAUUGGAAAAGAUUUUUUUUAGUGUAGAUGUUGAGGAAUAAUUUGCGGUUGAACGACUGUCAUCAUCAUAAAAAUUUAUAAAUAAGAUUUGAUAUGGAGUUUUCGAACCUUCAACUUGGACACAGAUAUCUCAAUGUUCCUGUCUCCCAUCAAUAACUACCACAAACAAGGCUCAAUACCCCGUAUCACUUACUCUUUUUUCUCGCUAAAUUGAUUCUAUAUUUACUGAAAUCAUGGUAUAAUAAGAUGGUCUUUUUGGCAGCCUCGUCGAUGUUCUUGAUCCAAGUCAUCAAAAUAUUAUUUCGUUCAUCAUGAUCAUAUUCCAUGCGACGUUAUUUGCCUCCCUUUGAUGCUAAGGAAAUUGUAUUUUUUUUAAAGUUUCUCCUUAAUGCGCUACCUUUCAAACGUUAUCAUUAACUUUCCUGAUAUUUUUCUCGUUUUGUUGUCAUUCUUCAGUUUCUGCAACAAAACCCACCUGAAAAUUUUGAAUUGAUAUGUCAAACUCUUAAAAUUAUGCUGGUCAAUUGAUACUUUGACAGUUGACUCCUCGCAUCUGAUCAAAACAAUUAACAGGUAAACAUGGAAACAAACUCCGAUUGGACAAUGAGACGAGCCUUUUUUUAUAUCAAUUAGUUGGCACAUGGGGCCAGCUUCUCUUUCCAAAACCCUGGAAAGAAUUCCGGCUGUGGUAUGACGAGCACAAGAGCAAAGGCAUUCCCCCCAUUCUUGAAGGCAUGGUAAUGUUGAUCGCUGAACCUUCUGUGGGAUCAUAUCCUAUCCGUUCGCUUUUUUUAUUAGUUCACAGUAAUUUAGUACCUAUUAUGAAUCCAUAGCUUUUAACUAAAAUGAAGAGGGACUCGUCCUGUGAAAGGCAUGCUCAGAGUGUGACCGCAUUGUUCUUCAGUGCUGCGACCUCAUUUGUUUUCUCCUAUCUCUCUUCCUGUCUGCAGGUAACCAAUGGGUGGUACAAAAAGAUGGGCGAGAAGAUAUGGACCCCUUGGUUUAUUAAAUUUAUACAUUCUCGCGGGUAUUUCAAUAUUUACACUCAUUUUUCCGAGGAAAGGGCUCUCAGUAUCUCUUACAGGGAUCCAGGGGUAAACUAUGGGAGAAGUGCAGGUCCUGACUCUGUUCUAAUAGACAGAAGCUCCAUUAAUCUCAACCUCUGGGAAACUCGGCCGCUCAAGUCCCUAAAAUGGUAUGAUUUCUGCUUCAGAGAGGUCCACCCCGGAAGGGUAAUGAGAACCCUAGAUGAACUCGGGCUUCUUCUAGAUUCUUUGCACAAACAGGGCACGAUCAUAAUAGUCAGCCUAUUCAGGACUCCUCGAAACAUUGCUAGGAAUCUGCUCUGCCACUUUGAGAGGCUCAACAUCACGAACUACAUUCUUCUCGGCGACAACUCUGAAUUCCUUCUUGAUCUUGCAAGAACAGGGCACCCGGUGGUUGACUCUGUUCAGCUGCUUAGCAGUUUCAAGCACCGCGACUGGAGUCAUCUUCCAAAUUUGGAAACAGGGCUGGUGACGGAGUUCUCUCUCAAAGCCUACGUGAUAAAAAAAAGCUUGGAAUCUGGGUACAACACCUGGCUGGUAGGAGGCGAUAUGGUUCCUAUCACCAAUGCUUUCAACGAGACGAUGGGCUCAUCCGUUGACUUCUGGGCAUCCUCGGGCACAGAGCUUUUAUAUGGAAGAAGCUCGCCAACCUCAGCAAAGACCUGGAAUGACAUCAUCCCCGACAUCAUGGCUGCACACGGACCCUCCGUGCCACUUGGCAGCAGGGCCUUCAUUUCUUCUGCUGUCGGUGCAUUGGAGAAGAGAGGAUCUGGAAAGAUCUUGACGGAUGAAAGCCCCGUGUUUAAUGUGGCCGCAUUGGGCGCCGUCAGCAAUACGAAUGCAUCAUCACUCUUGAAGAAGGGGAAGAACGUAAUCCACUGGGCACCAGGGACUUCAACAGACACUCUGCUGGGGUCUCUUAUGAACGUGGGCGUGUGGCUGAUCAAUGGGGACUCUUCUUGCACUGCGGUUUACUGCCACCACUCAUAG